This is a messenger RNA of Anopheles funestus (African malaria mosquito), 10545 nucleotides long. RefSeq names its product rap guanine nucleotide exchange factor 2 (gene PDZ-GEF). The record is from RefSeq and is a predicted model, not a curated record. NCBI's taxonomy places the organism in Eukaryota, Metazoa, Arthropoda, Insecta, Diptera, Culicidae. Gene Ontology annotation, cellular component: apical plasma membrane; plasma membrane. The transcript has 7 exons. Gene Ontology annotation, biological process: positive regulation of GTPase activity; Ras protein signal transduction. Gene Ontology annotation, molecular function: guanyl-nucleotide exchange factor activity; protein binding. The coding region runs from base 1378 to 6504 and encodes 1708 amino acids.
UGCCGUUCAUUUGUUGAUUUUUUGCUGCAUUGUUGAUGUUUGCCCCGCCAUCCUUCCCUUGGCACACCGUGUGACGCGUGUGUGCAGAUGCAGUAAAAUAAACAAUUAAGGAACUUUAAAGCUGACUGCCGCUUCUGAAAGCAUUGGAAUGUACGCAUUAUAGUACAAGCUACCGGAAGCGAUCGGAACGAUCGCACUACUUGAACCACUUGUGUAGUUGGAAAAUGUUUCCACAACGUGUGGUGGUGGAAAACCGUGCAAAUACCCGUUACCCGUUAACACAAAUCUAUACAAUCGAACGGAACGGGACCCAUACCCCCUCAGUGUGAAGCGCAAAGCGAACGGAUCGAUCCAAACCGUAGCUAAAUUGCAUUUAAUGUUAACCUUCGAACUAGCUGGCUGGCUGGCAGGCUAGUGGUUGCAACAAGUGCACCGCAGUAUAGGUCUUGCUGGUAAGCCUCCAAUGUUGGCCGUUUUGCUAGAAAGGCACCGAGAAGCACAAUAGAGCGAAUGGCAGCAAAAAGGAAAAUUUAAUACCUAAUCGAACGUUCGCGGCAUCGUGAGAGAUCGUGAGCAGUGUUUAUCAUCGUUCAGGAGCGUGCCGCCAAGCGAUUGAUAUUCGAUUACAAGUUGACGAGUUUUAGUGGGUGAAGGAAAAUUGAUAACACACACCGUACGGAAGCAAUCGAGCUUUUCCGCCUACAGCAGCGGGCAAAGCGUGCGCACAUCCGCCAAGUGUUUUAGUGUGUCCGGCAUAAUGCCUCACCGGGAAAGCUCACCGGAAGCAAAGGUGAAAUAAGAUUGUAACCGUUGGCAGGAUGGUGAUCCUCUGCCCUGUGUGGUGGAAGCGUUUAUAGUGCGUGCGUAUGCUGAGUUUGUCACCAUCUUGUGGAAAGCAAUGUGUUAUCGUCGCGGUUUUGCGCAUUCUUUACCCGCCAUUCAGGCAAAGGAUGAAGUUUGUUGGCUAACAGCAAGAGUUUGCUCGUUCUCGGUGCAUCAAGCAGUUGUGUUCGGUGCAAAAUGAUUGCUGCCUCACAAUGGCUCUACCGUUGCGUUAGAUGUGUAUGCUACCUCGCUCCGAUAUGUGAAGGAAGUGCAGUGGAAGCUUGAAGUGUCUGCGCUGUGUGUAUGUGUAUUGCAUUUUAUGACCGGUUUCUCCCUGCGAUUGUGCGAUAUAACGAUAGAGUAAUACGAGCCAUAACAAAACACACGGCUACACGGAACAUAAAACAAAAAUAAUCGGAGAAAGUGUUAAGUAGGAGCGUGUGUGUGUGUGUCUGUGUGUGUAGGCGGUGUACAAACCCGGGCAAGUCAUGCACAUAGCGUUAUAGAGUUGUUUGUUGGAAAAGUGAAUUUUCUAAAAAUAAUAGGUAAUAAAUGACCGAUAGAAAAUUGCCAAUUAGUCCAUCGGAACAGGCCACGGCCAACCAUAGCCCGCUCCUGCACCAGCACCAGCACCAUCACCAGCAGCAUCUUCAUCAUCAACAGCAGCAGCAGCAGCAGCAUCCUGCUCACAGCAAUCAUCAUCUGCAGCAGCAACACCUGAGGCGUGUUGCAGGUGAACAGCAGCAGCAUCACGGCAUUGCAACCACGGCCGGUAUUGGCGAAACGCUUGCUGGUGGCGCUGGUGAAGGGCCAGUCGCUGGAGGUGGCAGUGGCCCAGUUCCGACGGCUGCACCGGCACCACCACCCCGAGGUACGUCAUCGUUGAGUUCUGGCCAUCAUCUGCAGGCCGGUGCCGCCGUCGUCGCGCUGGCGAGCGUCAACAGUAGCACCGGCAGCAUCGGCAACAGUCUGGGUGGUGGUGGGCCCGUCGGCAGCAACCAUGCAACCGGCACGACCAGUACGGCGGUCACCAGCAACAGCACCAAGCACGCGAACAUGCACCGUCUGAAGCACACUAGUUCGCUCACCACUAGCAUCUAUCCAGAGCUUUACGAUAAAGGCAAUCGAUUAUCUCAUUCAAGUGAUACCAGCCAGGCUGACACCAUGACUUCCGUAACGAGCUCCUCACUAGACUCGGAUGAGGUAGAUCUCUCCGGUUUGGUGGAAUCGGUAGUCGAUUCUGAUGAAGAGGACAUUGCUGAAAGUAUAGAUAGCUUAAGCGUUCGGGAUACGGUGCGCGAAUGUUUGGAAAAGGAUCCCAGCGACAGAACGGUGGAAGACAUCGAGAUCUUGCUCGAGUUUACGCAAAAGCUGAAAGCGUUCACCAACAUGACAUUCGCAGUGCGUCGAGCUCUCUGUUCAGUGAUGGUGUUUGCGGUGGUGGAGAAAGCCGGUACGGUCGUGAUGAACGAUGGCGAAGAGCUGGACUCUUGGAGUGUACUGAUCAAUGGACAUGUGGAGAUCGAGCAUAGCACGGGGGAGGUGGAAUAUCUGCACUAUGGGGACAGCUUCGGCAUUAUGCCGACGAUGGACAAACUGUACCAUCGGGGCGUAAUGCGUACCAAGUGCGAUGACUGUCAGUUCGUGUGCAUCACGCAGACGGAUUAUUAUCGAAUACAGCACCAGGGCGAAGAAAACAUACGCAAGAUCGAGGAAGACGGUCAGGUGGUGAUGGUGACUGAGCUGCGCAACACCACCGGAGAGAAUGGUUCGCGCAAGGGUUACGUCGUUAUACGCGGUACGUUGGAGCGGCUGAUGCAUCAGCUGGUAGAGGACACGACUCUGACGGACCCCAACUAUGUGGAAGACUUCCUGCUCACAUUCCGAACUUUCAUCAACAAUCCAAUCGACAUUUCGAAGCAGCUGCUGAAGUGGUUCAACGUCGACAGUAGUGGAGCUAGUGAGGAGAGCGCAGGAGGUUCGAGUGAUCUAGUCGAUGGUGCAGCGGCAUCGAUCUCGCAUCACUUUUCCUCAUCGCCAGGGGACAGUGUGCUGUGCGAUCGGGUGACGCGUGUUGUUCUGCUGUGGGUAAACAAUCAUUUCACGGAUUUCGAUACCGAUCCGCAGAUGAUGGAGUUUUUGGAAAUAUUCGAAUCCGCACUGAUGAAGAAGAACAUGGGCGAGCAGCGGCAAAUGUUGCACGUGUAUGCGCAGCAUAAUGCUCGGGAAAGAAACGUUACGCUAGCGCGCAGCUCCCGGGACGAGGAUCUAAACUUCCAGAUUUCCACCGGCCCUGGCGGUAUCUUUAUAACGCAGGUCGAACCGAAAACGAAAGCGUACGAAGUGGGGCUCAAGCGAGGAGAUCAGAUACUGGAGGUGAAUGGACAGAGUUUCGAGCAUGUGACCUGUACGCGAGCGUUGGAAAUUCUAAUGGGCACUACCCAUCUCAGUAUUACCGUCAAGAGCAAUCUGUGGGCGUUGAAGGGCAUGCAUUCGAAUGCGGACGGUGAUUCGGGUAAGAUGAAAUUAGAUCUAAAGAAAGGCCUCCGGGUGGAUCUGCUGCAGUCGCAAAAAUCGCUCGAUCUCGUGGACAAGGUUGGUGGCCUGUUGCCUACGCCACAGUUCCUGAUGCCACUCCCGGUACGAGACAUCGAGUACGGGCGAAAAGACUCCGGCGUAUCGACACCGUCCUCAUCGUCGCAGAUCAACAACAACAAGGGUGGCAGUUUCAUGACGCUCGGUGGUAAGAAGCGCAUCCAAAAGGCACUGAUCAAGAUGAACCUACUGCCAAAGAAUAGCGUCUUCCAGGAUGACAAUAUUAACAACAAUAACAACAGCAGCAGUAACAACAGUAGCAACAGCAGUAGCAGUGCCAACAAUGGCAACAGUAACAAUGGAAGCAACUACGAGGGAGGCAGCGAUCGGUCAUCGGGCAUAAGUGUGAACUUUUCCUCACAGGCAUCGUCCAUAUCGACAUCCUCGAUAACGACGGCGGACUCGGACGAAACGCCACCGACCUCCACUUACCAGAGCAAUCCGGAUCUGCGAGAGAACCACUGCACACCGGCUAAGGCACAGUCGACGGAAGCGAUCAUCCCGACGAAGACGAGCAGUACGUACCUGGAGGAGCAACGCGUAAGCGAUUUUCCCGAGCACAUCCUGAAGGUGUAUAAGUCGGACCAAACGUGCAAGUAUCUGCUAGUGCACAAGGAAACGACCGCGCACGAGGUGGUAAUGCUGGCGCUGCAGGAGUUCGGUAUACACGAUCCAAGUUCGAACUUUUCGCUGUGCGAGGUGAGCGUUGGUGAAGGCGGUAUGAUCAAGCAGCGCCGUUUACCGGACCAGCUUCAGAAUCUUGCCGAACGGAUUGGUCUUAGUUCGCGCUAUUAUCUGAAAACGAAUGGCAUCACCGAGACGCUCGUACCGGACGAUGUGGCGCCCGAGCUGAUACGCGAGAGUGCCGUGCACUUUUUGCAGCUGAACGCGAAUGAGCUCGCGAUACAGCUGACGCUGCAGGACUUUGCCAUCUUCCGGCAGAUUGAGUCAACGGAGUAUAUCGACGACCUGUUCAACCUGAAGAGCCGGUACGGUAAACCGAUGCUGGUGCGGUUCGCCGAACUAGUCAAUCGGGAAAUGUUCUGGGUGGUGACGGAAGUGUGCAGCGAGCACAACAUGAUGCGUCGCUGCAAGAUCAUCAAGCAGUUCAUCAAGAUUGCUCGGCACUGCAAAGAGUGCAAGAACUUCAACAGCUUGUUUGCGAUCAUAAGCGGUCUCGGGCACGCUGCUGUGAGUCGGUUAAGGCAAACGUGGGAAAAGCUACCGUCGAAGUACCAAAAGCUUUUUAACGAUUUGCAGGACUUGAUGGACCCGUCGCGGAACAUGUCCAAGUAUCGGCAGCUGAUACAGACGGAGCUGAACGCGCAGCAACCCGUCAUUCCUUUCUACCCGGUAGUAAAGAAGGAUCUUACCUUUAUCCAUCUGGGGAACGACACGAAGAUUGAGAGUUUGAUCAAUUUCGAGAAAUUGCGCAUGAUUUCUAAGGAAAUUCGCACGCUGCUACACAUGUGUAACUCGCCGUACGACAUACUGACAAUGCUGGAGUACAAAUGCCAACCGCCCAGUUCGGCCAUGCUUGCACUCAAUCAAAUGUCGGUACCGUCUGGAAGUGGCAAUCUGAUGCUCGUCACGCACGCUCCACCACCGCAAACAAUCACUUCGGGGGCGUCUGCUUUUGCGCACAGUCAGACGGUUAAGCGAAGAAAGAAAUCGACCGCGGCUCCAAAUCCGAAGAAAAUGUUCGAAGAAGCGCAGAUGGUGCGGCGGGUAAAGGCGUAUCUGAACAACAUGAAAGUCAUCACGGACGAGGACGAGCUGCAUCGGUUGUCGCUCGAGUGUGAAGCACAGGGAGGUACCACACCGAACACAGUGCAGGUUCGCAAACGCUAUCCAUCUCCAACGCUCUCGACGACAUCGAGCACCAGCUCGACCAGCGAGGGUAAAAAAGGGGCACUCGGUCUGGGCAUGAGCAGCUUAUCAAUCGGCAGUGCAAGCAGUGGCAAUAGUGGGGCACCGAAGUUUGGUGCCGCAUCACCACAAGCUGUGAAGAAGCUGCUCUCUCUAUCGGAGCAGACUAAAACGCGCCCUCACCAACCGCGACAUCCUGCGGCGGGUUCGAUUUUACCGCCUCCGUUAAGCACCAUCCACCAUCACCAUCACCAGCAUCAUCACGGUGCAAUGUCUGGACACUUGAACAGUACGCUCUCUCACUUCCAUCACGCUCACCCACCCACGAACUAUCUGCAUCACGGGACGGGUAUUACGAUCAGUCCCUCGCAAUCCCCGGCGCACUGUUGCGUUGGAGCUACAGGAGCCGGCGCUGGAGCGGGCAGUGUCUCGACAAGCGCGGGCGUGAUGGGACCACCGCAAUAUCCUCCUCCAUCUGCACAUGCAGCCGGAGGUUAUACGUCAGGAGCCGGUACAACCGCCGGUGUCCAUUUGGCAGGCAUGCUGCCGAAUCCUCCAAACUAUAGCGCCACCAUGUCGAUGUAUGCGAACGGCCGGCCGGUACUGGCCAGCCGGAUACUGGAAAGUUCUGUCGAUGCACCUAGUCAAAUGCCACCACCGAUGGAACUGCCGCCGGAGAGUAGCUCCUUCCGAAGUCCACCGAACUAUGCUCAAACGGCACAUCGAAGAAUUGCCAGCAGUAAUAGUACAACCAUUCCACCGCCCUAUCCAACUCCUCACCAAAACUUCGGCAACUCAUCCCGUAUCAUUUCGGCCGUGGGCAUCUCGCCGAUCGCUCCGAACUUUGUAGCACCGGCCGUGAAUGCGUUAUCGCCCAUGUACACCGGGAACAGUGGGGGAGGAGGAGGAGGAGGUGGCGGGACAUCAGUAAGCUCCUCCGGAAGUGUCGUUGGUGGUGGUGGUGGUGUGUGUUCAAACUUACCACCAGCAAUACCGGCGCGAUUACACGAAACCGUCGUUUCAUCGGGGCUUGUCGAUUCGGUACCACCACCAUUACCUCCGCCAAGCAUAGACCUGUCGGCAGAAAGCAGUUCCGUUAGCGUGUUAAGCAGUGCUGCUUCUGAACUUGUUGCAGGUGAUGCCAAAAUGGACGAUGGAGCGUGUGGUGAUUCCGUUGAGACGGACUGUCUGGGAACGAUUUCAACCGAUGUUUAAGCAUCAGAUCGUCAAGAGCUUACGUAGGAUGGAAGGAAGCAUACAUAGAAGAAUGUCCAGCUAUAUUUUUCUCUACAACAAAGAGUUGAUAAGAAAUCGCAAAUUCCAUUUGACAAACAAAUAAGGACAAGUAUUUAUCCAAAGCAACCACAACCACUCAACCGUAACUGUGGUAUCGUUAAUUGUAUUUGAUGGUCUAUUGUUGUUGAACUAAUCACAUUAAUGUUUAAAAACUGAAUGUUGCAAAAAAACACGGCGAAUAGAACUCGUACACAGAAAAUGGGGUAAUGUUAGAUACAGUCUCAUCAAAUUCCAAUACCAACAACAUCGAGACGCUUCUGUUGACGUUCUCUUCCGUGUAUUGGGAAAGCGCUGGACAGCUUUUUCCACCGUUCACACAAAGAUGAUUACAGUUCUUUAUUGAGUCACUUUUUAGACGCAUUUACCACUGUAGAAAGAAGAAAGAGUGUGUUCUAUUGCACAAUGAUAUUGAUAGACAAAGUAACUGGUAGAAUUUACUUUCGCGAUAAACCGUUACGAAAGUCUCUCUCUCUCCUUCUCUGGAACCUUUUGUGCCCAAAAUCGAGAAAAAAUAUGACAAACAAACUAAUUUCCAUCCCAAGACUGAUGAUAAAGCAAAGCAGAUGAAUGCAUAUUUUGUAAUCAUGUAAAUGCAAUCUCCGUUCUCCCUUUUUCCCUGCCACCACCCUCACAAACACAUCUUUAUUAAGACACAAUCUAAUCAAUGCGCACUGCAUACAUUAAGAGGAAAUAUAAUUAAUGUGUGUACACGUUCCUUAGGGAAUGGAAGAUUUAUAAUAUUGAUUGUUGCAUUUCUCUUCCACAAAGAGGACUAACAUGGAUGGGGUGUCUCCUGGUUUGUGUGCGUGGGGGGGAUUGUGGUACCGGUGAGGUAAGGAGAAAAGCAUGGAAUAGUUUGUUUACUUGAUGUAUUUACAUGAAGCCAUGUACCUUGAAGAUAUUAAAUGUUAAACAUUAACUAAAGCAGGAUCAAAACCAUAUUGUAGCUGUAACUGUUGCCGUGUGAUUAAACUACAAUCACAAUGAUAUACAUUCACAUCAAAAUAAGUAACUUUAGCCAUUCUAUCUCACGUAUGAAUCGUUGUUCCACUCUGACCAAUCGUAUAUAAGGUAAUGUAAACAUUUGCUUUACUGCUGAAUUUUACCAAAAAAAUCCGCGUGUGUGUGUUUGCCUUUUUUAACUUUAAAUUGAACUAUUCUCUCAGUAAGGUUGAUUUUUCGAUUCAAUUUAUGGAACAUUUCAGUCAGGUGAAGAUGGUUGUGUAGUUUAUUAAACCAUUUAAUGGAAUAUAUCAACCAAAUUGGAGGAAGCUUUUGGUUCGAUCAAAACGACAGCUAAAAAGACGAUUGCGUAUAAUGAUGAGUUACCUACUUGUUGAGCACUCUCUCAUGAGUUCCCGGAAAAUAUUGUUACAGCGGUACGCGAUAGGUCACUCAUGCGGAGCUUUCGUCAAGCGUGAGUUUUCCCGCAUGGCCAUCACAAUUAACAGUUUUUUUUAUCAUUUCCAAUGUGGAAAUCGGAAAAUAGCAUCCUUGUUGUUCUUCCCGGAAAUAGAUUACAUUAUAUAUGGCUACAAAUUUUACACAACAAGCUUCUUUCCAAUGUUCCUUAAUUAUUUACUUCUUCUUGUAAGAUGUCAGUCAUAGACAGUUCUACUUCUUUGUUUUGAUUUUAUGUUUGAAAAGUAAGAUUAAAGCGCGCAGUAAAAAAAGGGCAGAUUUUAGCGAUUUCCCAUGCGAAUUCCUUGCCCCAUAGUGGGCAUCCACCACCUAGCGAUGAAUCAAUAGUCCAUUAUAGCUAUCCUGCUGUGCACCGACACAACUUGAUAACGUUAUCAGUUAAUGUACACCAGCGACUGUGAAAAGAUGAUUUGAUCGCAGAAUCAGUUCCACUCGGAAGCGAUGAAGUUUGACAUCGGGAGACACUUCUUGUUCACCGGAUAUAAGCGAAUUAAAGUUUUUUUAUUUAUUAUUUCUUCGCGGGAAAGAUGAUAGCGUGUACCAGUUUCGAUUGAGAAUCUAAAACUGAAUAUAAAGGGCAAAGUAACUCUUGGAUCUGCCCGGAGAUUGCAGGAUUAAAUGAAUUUUGUUUUUUAAAUUUCCAUUUAAAAUCAGUUUCUUCUUAACGAAUACGUUAAUUCAGCAUAAAUGAUUCGCUUCUAGCAGUAAUAAGAAUAUAUCUACAGCAGUACUGAUAUCUACCAGGCAGCUAGUAACAACUUUCUAUACUCUUUACAGCGAUAAAUCGCACAAAAAACGUGUGUAACCAUAUAAAUAUGCCUGCCUAAGAGCGAUCAACAAAAGGAACACAAUAUUAAAUGUCGUCAAAAUAAAGAAGUAAACUGCACGAUGAAAUGUUGUUUAAAAUUGUUGUUUAUGUCUUUAAAACAAUCGGCAAUAUCGUACGAUAAUCGUUAGUAGAGUAACGAAAAACAAACAAACAUGGCGAAGAAAACAAAAACAAAACGAAUCACUAGGAAAAACAAGGAGCAAAAUGUGCAAAAUAUUCAAACAUAUGAUAGAAUAGUCGUCAUAAAUAAGUGCUUCUUUUCAUAAGAGAAGAACAACCAACAUACGCAUUACAUUAACCGAUUAUACUGUUGUGUGCAAUGUAUUGUACGAAUAUUGAUGUGUUGAUGCAAUGUUAAGCAUUGUAACCGAAUUGAUACCGGUCUACAGACAAAACAGGGUGGACGUAUGUGAUUCGACUUCGCUUAGGAAUGGAUAGUACACGUGUGGUAAGAAAAUUGUGUUUCUUUCUUUUCUUUAUUAAUAUUGUCUGUGAAUUGGAAGGGAAAAAUGAUUCACGUCAGGAAUAUCAAAAGGGGGAAAAAGAAGUCAAAACUAUUCUCCUCAGAAACAUGAAAAUGGAAGCGUUAUGCCUAUUGUUGGGUUUAUAAAUGGCAAGAUGAGCGCACCAAAAUACUCAGAAGCAAAUACUUUUCACACCGAGGGCAAAUCAAAGGUUUGAUAAAGUUCUACAAACACACAUAAUAAAUGUUUCAUCAAAUAUGUCUCCACACAGCACCGUAUAAGUUGCACAUCAACAUGCAAAAGAAGUACAUAUAUAAAACAACAACAAAAAAAACCCUUUUUGUUCUUAAUGCAACUGUUGCAAUGAUGACAUUAAAUGAAAUUUUUUGUUUUUUUUUUGUUCAGUAUAUUUAAUAUUUAACUGGGAAAGUAUUGGGCAGAAUCCUAUCGAAACAUGCAAAUAUUACGAGAUAAAUAGCAAAAUAAUUAAUUUCAACAGGUAUAUUAGUUGUUUGCAUUAGUAUUGAUUAACUUUUCGGUUCGUUUGUUCAUUGGGCGUGUAAACGAUAAUGUUUUUUUCCACAUUUCCGCGACACAUUCAUACAUUACUACAGCCCAUUGAUGACUGAAAGGUCCGGACGGUGGAGAUGGUAACGAUGCCGGUCAAACACCGACACGUUCCUCUGUACGUUCCCGCAGAACUUGUUUAUUUCGCUGUAGGUUUCAGUGCCACAAAUCUUUCGCAAAGAAAAUGGUAACUGGUGAAUGGAAAGUUCCAUUCAUAGCGUCCGGUUCAGUACUUUUUGCCGUCCAAAUGUUUCGUCAAAAACAAAAUAAUAUGCAAAAAGCGCCAUAACCGUCUCGCGCACAUCUUGCACGCGUUCGGAACGCGUGGCGGCAUGGUGCUGCUGCGAUGCAGCAGAAUACAGAGAACAAGUAGAAAAAAUGGCACGCCAUUUCCGGUCUGCCAUACGUUCUAGCGCUUCUUACCAUGAGUCAUUGAAACAAGAUAACAAAAAUGUUUGAUAAACAAUUGUGAAAUUUUAGCAUCAACAAUCAACAAACGUAAUCAAUAUUAAUGCAAACAUAUCUAAUAAUGCGUUUGCCUCACACACUAGAAACCGAGCUUGCCGCAAAACAGCAUUCGAACAAAGUGUAAGCUCACUAGCUACUUAACACAGCGAUUUCAAAAAAAACAAACAAACAAACAAACAAAAAACACACUAACUAUGCUUCUUUUUCUCU